UUUUUUUUCCAUUUCAGGUGCCCCGUGUUUCAAAUACUGUACAAGGAAAUUUGCAUAGAUAAGACAAUAGAAAUAAUACGCGUACUUGGAGAGAAAAUCAUGAAUCUUUUUGGUGGAAGAGGCAUUAUUCGAAAGAAGUAUUUCAAGCGCAUGGUUUUCAUUGUUGCGAUCACUGUGAUCCUGGUUAGAAUUUUAAUCAGUAGACCGAAAAAUGUGCUGGAAUCUCGUCAAUCCGAGAAUGAAUUGGUGCAACAGACAUUGGAAACCCUUGAUCCCUCAAAAAUCCCAGAAAAUGCCAUUUAUUUGAUGGAGACUUCAGGAUUGCCCAUGUUGAGUCCCAAACAGCUCUGUGCAGUUGAGUCUGCAGCUCUACAUCACCCCAACAGACCUGUGGUAAUGGCUGUGAACAAUACGUUCUUGCAGCUGCCCGUAGUUUUGAAAUCCUGGUCUGAAAGGUACCCAAAUGUCAUGUUCAUCAAUUUGGACAUUGUCCAAUGGCUGAAUGGGACCAUUCUUUUGCCAUGGCUUUCCAAAAACUUACUUGACAAGAGUCCAUUUAAAACUCCCCAAGCCACUAAUGCCCUGAGGUAUGCCACCCUGUUCAAGUAUGGUGGAUUGUACUUGGACACUGAUGUGAUUGUCAUGAGGCCAAUGGAUGACUUGGUGAAUGAUAUUGGUCUUCAGUUUAACGAUGAGCUGAAUGGUGCUGUAUUGGCAUUUGAGAAGCACCAUCCCUUCAUGGAAGCCUGCAUGAAUGAGCUGUCUGCAAAGUUCAAUCCUUACAAAUGGGGCUCCAAUGGACCAUAUUUGUUGACAAGGGUGAUCCGCACUUUCUGCAACUUCAAUGCAACAAAUUUACUGAAACCUGGUUACUGUAAGGGCAUCAGAAUAUUGGACAUCAGUGCCUUUUACCCAGUCCUACCUACUACAUGGCAACUGUUGUUCAGCCAUGAUCAAAAUAUUUCUGCAAGUAUUCUCAAAGAGGCUGAGCAGAGCUAUACCAUGCAUUACUGGAACAAUAUGUCUAAGGAUACACCCAUUGAAGUGGGUACCCCUCAAGCUCUUGGUGUGCUUGCUGCCAAACAUUGUCCCUUAGUCUCUGCUUCAAUAGCCAAUGGGCAGCUGUGGGGACUCAACAUACAUUCCAUCAACAAAAACUGACUUUGUUUUUAUUACUGAUGCUUCCUCCUUGUUUUUGUGUGCAUUGAAUUAGUGUUUGAGGGUUUGAUAUUGUAUUAAAUUGAACUUUUCACCCAAAUGUCCAGGCAAGAAAUUCCUUUGAAUUGCAGAACUGGAAUCCAAAAAAUUGGCAUAUCAGAUGUAAAUUUUGAGAACUAAAUGUUUACAGAUUUUGUUCAAAGGAUUAACCCAAUGGAACUCAGCAUCAGAACAUGGUUCCAAGUUGAAAUUUUGAACUCCCAAACACAGUGCAAUAUUGAUCUUUUUUCAACACGUUGCUCCUAUUGGCCACCUUUUUUUUUUUUCAAACUCCCAG
Molecule: messenger RNA, 1495 nt
Organism: Notodromas monacha
Lineage: Eukaryota; Metazoa; Arthropoda; Ostracoda; Podocopida; Cyprididae
Source: the annotation of a GenBank genome assembly